UCCAGCACAGAGAGUGAGCAUCUCUCUCACAUAUACACUUGUAGGUACACAUCGAUCGCACGAGCAUGGCAGCAGGGGCAGCGGCUAACCAGACGGCCGCCGCGGGCGACGGCGGCGGCGGCGCCGACGAGUGGCGGGUGGCGGUGCACCCGGGCGACGGGGCCGAGCACGAGAACGCCAGGGGCGGCGGCGGCCGGCAGCGGGCGUGCUGCGCGCCGGCAUUUUUGGCGGCGGCGUGGCUGCGGGUGCUCUCGCUGGCGGCCGCGGCGCGGGACAGGGCGGCCGGAGUCGCGAGGGCGGCGUGGAGGAUCGGCGCCGACGACCCGAGGAAGGUGGCGCACGGGUUCAAGAUGGCGCUCGCGCUCGCCCUCUGCUCCGUGUUCUACUACGUCCAGCCGCUCUACGCCUUCACCGGCCACAACGCCAUGUGGGCCGUCCUCACCGUCGUCGUCGUCUUCGAGUACACCGUCGGCGGUUGUCUGUACAAAGGGCUGAACAGGGCCAUGGCGACGGUGACCGGCGGCGGGAUGGCCCUCGGCGUGCAGUGGAUGGCCAGCAGGUCCGGCAAGGAUUUGGAGCCCAUCAUCGUCAGUGGAUCUCUAUUUGUUUUUGCCUCGGCGGCCACCUACUCGCGGUUCAUGCCGACCAUGAAGGCUCGAUUCGACUACGGCGUCACCAUCUUCAUCCUCACCUACACGCUCGUCGCCGUCGGCGGGUACCGCGUCGACGAGGUGGCCUACAUGGCGCGGCACCGCCUGACGACCAUCGCCAUCGGCGCCGCCAUCUGCUUCGCCGUCUGCGCGCUCAUCUUCCCGGUCUGGGCGGGGAAGGAGCUGCACGACCAGGUCGCCCGCAACAUGGACAAGCUCGCCGCCGCCGUCGAGAGCUGUGUCGAGGACUUCUUCUCGGAGUCGGAGGCCGCCGGCACCGGGCCGGCGAGGCGGGCGCUCUCGGAGAGGUCGCAGGGGUACCGCGCCGUGCUCAACGCCAAGGCGUCGGAGGACUCGCUGGCCAACUUGGCUAGGUGGGAGCCCGCGCACGGCGACUUCGGCUUCCGCCACCCGUACCCGCUGUACCAGAAGAUCGGCGCCGCCAUGCGCUGCUGUGCCUACUGCGUCGACGCGCUCGCUGCCUCCGUCGGCACGGAGGCGCAGGCACUGCCGCAGGUCAAAAGGCACCUCGCCGGAGCGUGCGCCGCCCUGAGCCGGCAUUGCGCCGCCGUGCUCCGCGAGGCCUCCGGCUCCGUCGCGUCCAUGACGAGGUCCGCCCGCCUCGCCCUCGUCAUGGGGGACAUGAACACAGCUGCGCAGGAGCUGAGAGACGAGCUGAGAUGCCUCGCCGCGCUACUGGAAGAUGACGACUUCUCGGACACGGAGCACGACCAGAACACUGAAGCACCGGCGCCGCCGCUCAUCGAGGUGCUGCCCCUGUUCACCGCCGCCUCCCUCCUUCUGGAGAUCUGCACGAGGGCGGAGGGCGUCGUCAGCGCCGUCGACAACCUGGCCACGACGGCCAAGUUCAGGAAGGCGGACGACGAGGAGGAGAACGCGCUGGACGUCGAGGCGGCCGUGCCCCCCGCCACCGCCUGGAGCACCACCCUCACAGUAGAAGUGCCGCAAGAGACACACGCCAAGGUCGCAGACCACGAGAAGACGGAGAUGGCGGCCGACCAGAUCAGCUCCGACGGAACACCUCGGGACCAGGUCGGCGAGCUCAUCAAGGUGCUCAUGCGGCGGCGGAGCACCAAGAAGUGGCCGCGCGGGGACGCAUGGGUGUCCCCGAGGCCCCCGCUGGAUUUCGUGGUUCACGCACCCAGCCCGAGGAGCAGGUCCAUGGAGCUCACGGGCCACGCGCAGGUGGCGCCAAGCCCCAGGCACCACCACCGCUCCGCCGACCUCGCCGGCCACCCACCGGUGGCGCCCAGUCCGAGGAACCGGUCCGUGGACUCGGCCAGCCAUGGGCCUGCCAUGCCAAGCCCCAGGAACCGGUCUAUGGACUUCGCCAACCAUGGGCCUGUCUUGCCUAGCCCAAGGCAUCGCAGCAUACUUGGGAUGGCCUGAUCCAUCAAAAACGAAAAGAGCUAUGUUUUUUUCUCUCUCCAAACUCCAAAUUAGGCAAAGUAUGUAUCUACCUCCAUACGAUCGCUUCGACAUGUUGCAAUACAAUUUCGUAUUUGGAGUUAUUUCUG
Molecule: messenger RNA, 2188 nt
Organism: Panicum virgatum (switchgrass)
Lineage: Eukaryota; Viridiplantae; Streptophyta; Magnoliopsida; Poales; Poaceae
Product: aluminum-activated malate transporter 10-like
Exons: 3
Coding region: 66-2060 (664 amino acids)
Biological process (GO): malate transport
Cellular component (GO): plant-type vacuole membrane
Source: RefSeq, a predicted model, not a curated record